AUGGUACCCACGCAAACCCCAACCCUAGAGUCGCAUCUCUCCAUCCUCCUACAGAACUCCCCAACAAGACACACCCAACUCCGCACUUCUGUCCUUCCUUCACUGCUCCAAGCCAUCGGCGAAAUCGCAAGCACUCUGCGCUCCUCCUCUCAAGUCUGCCAAGUCGGCACCGCCAAUGCCUUCGGCGAUAAUCAGCUCAAUGUCGACGUCAUCGCAGAAUCGCACAUCCGCGCUGCUAUCUCAGCCACGCCCUCCAUCGUCACCGCAAGCAGCGAAGAGGACCCGAUUGAGCGCUCAUCGAGAGAUUCAAGUCUCGGCGAGCAAUCCCAGGAUAGUGAAAUCUACACGCUCGCUUUUGAUCCUCUGGACGGUUCGAGCAUCAUUGAUGCGAACUGGAGUGUAGGCUGUAUAAUCGGCCUGUGGACCGGUGCCUCUGCCCUGUAUGCUGCCCCUGAUGAAUGCCAGAUUGCAAGUAUACUGGGCGUCUUUGGGCCGCGCACCAGCGCUAUUGUAGCACUGCGAAUCCCAGGAAUAGGAGAGCCGACGUGCUUUGAAGUCGGAAUCUCACCACUGAAGGCUGAUGAUGGGUUGUUUGUGCUGGAAGUCGUGCGGCAGCAUAUCGAGUUGGCCCCUCCGCCGUUUACAACGCGGUAUUUUGCGCCGGCAAAUAUGCGUGCUGCGGCCGAGGAUGAGCGGUAUAGAGAGCUCGUUACGCACUUCGUAAUGGAGAAGUAUACGCUGAGGUAUAGUGGCGGAUUGGUGCCAGAUGUUGUGCACGCGUUGGUCAAGGGUCAUGGCGUUUAUGUCUCCCCUGUCACAGAGAAGAGCAAGGCCAAGUUGAGGAGGCUGUAUGAGUUGGCUCCUAUAGCGUUGAUUGUGGAGUCUGCUGGAGGACUGGCAAUUGAUCCAUCAAGUGGAGAGAGGAUACUGGCGCGGGAAGUCAAAGAUACUGAUGAGAGGGGAGGAUUAGUGUGUGGGAGUAAGGAUGAGGUUGUGUCUGUUAUAGAGAAGCUGAGACCGCAAUAG
Molecule: messenger RNA, 1026 nt
Organism: Plenodomus lingam JN3
Lineage: Eukaryota; Fungi; Ascomycota; Dothideomycetes; Pleosporales; Leptosphaeriaceae
Biological process (GO): gluconeogenesis; fructose metabolic process; fructose 1,6-bisphosphate metabolic process
Cellular component (GO): cytoplasm
Molecular function (GO): fructose 1,6-bisphosphate 1-phosphatase activity
Source: RefSeq, a predicted model, not a curated record